AAAACCGAACCGAACCGGCGAGCGUCGAGCAUAUAACUGAAACUGAAACCGAAACGCAGCGAGGCAGCGAGCAGUGAAGCCAGCAACAACAGCGUUGACGUCGACGCCAAUAGCAGCAGCAGCAGCAGCAGCAGCAGCAGCAACAAAUGGACAACAAGACGCUGGCGGAGGGAAACGCGCGCAGGCGCCGCAACAAUACAACAACUGCCCAGCAACGGGAGCAACAGCGCCAGCUGGAGCUGCAGCGAGAGCGUGAAUGGGUUGGCAACACUCAGGCAACUGGUAAGGCGGCAACGCUGCCCAAAUCCCAACUCCAUUUAAGCGCCAAGGCGCUGCCGAAUGGCAAAGGCAACAAGAGCAAUAAUAACAAUGCCAAGAAGCGCAAUCGCUGCUUGGGAGCCGUUCGGGAGCCGGUGCAGCGUCCAGUCUUGCGUACAUCGAGUGUGGCAUUUGGAUGCAGCUACUCGGUCAUGUCAUUCAUGUCAACGCUGUCAGCAAUUCCGACGCAGCCGACCAAAUGCAACAAAUUCAAAUCGCCACAACAGCUCAAGUCAAUGAAGCCAAUGGAAGCGGCGCACAAGCAGCUGGAGCUGUUGCUCACGCGCAUUGAGAAUGAUGCAGUGAAGCCGAGACAGAUGGCGGUGCCGGUGACCGAGCCAGCAUCGAAACGACAACGAUGCAAGCCGCCGGCGCCGGCAAAGCGGGUGCGACAACAAAUGGAGCAUCCGCCGCCAGUGCCGACAGUGUCGCCGCUGAACAGCGCUCGCCGCAACGAAACUACGACGACGACGACGAUGUUGAGUGUGCCGCUGACACAUAAUCCUCAAUUGCUGCUCGAAACAAUUUCGCAGAGCGAUAAACAGGAGAAGCAGCAGGUUGUCAACAUAUUGCACAGCGAACAUAAUACUAAUCAUGAUCAUUAUCAUCAUGAUGAUGAUGGUGAUGAUGAUGAUGUUAACGAUGCUGAUGACGGUGAUCCAUCAAAAGAUGCAGUACAUCCCACACUCCAAAUGCUGCCGUUGGCUUUGACGCCCGGUGAAUCGCCGUAUCGCGAGAAUUUCUUGCCUGGGCAUCGCGUUCCGAGGGAGCGCCAAAAGAAGCAGCAGCAGCAACUCCAAGCGCCCAAGACACAGCUCGAUACCAGUGGCAAGAUCUUUCAAUCCGUACUGCCGGUGGAGGACUUCGACGAUGAGAAGCCAGUGUCCGACACGAAACUGGAGCACCACGACCAGCCAGCAGAAAUUCAACCGGAGUCGCAGCAGAUGCGCCAGCUGCAGGCAAUGAAAGAGCGGGCCGAACUGGAUAGGCAGAAACAGUUGGUCAUCGAGUGGCGUCUCCGUCAUCGCCUGACCGAAUUGAGACAGACGGAGCAGCAGAUGACCAAACGUGUGCUGAAGAAGUCCCUGCAAUUGAAGCAACUGAAAAAGACAAUUUCCGAAAGGAAUGCACGCAGGCGGGUCAAGCUGCUGUAUUCCACUCAAGCCACCGUCAAUAAUAGUGGCAUUGAUGAGGAUUGGAGCUUUGACCAAGAUCUCGACGACGAUGAUGAUGAUGUAACGCCGCGCCCCAAUAUCGUUGUAUCAUCAUCAACUCCGGAUGAUGAUGAUGAUCUUAGCGAUGCGCUUAAGCAGCGACAGCAAUUCCAAGAGCAAUGCCAGCAAAGUUGCCUGUAUAGUGAUCCCAAGUGUUCGACACCCUGGAAUAUGAUUGCCAACAUAAGCAACACAUUUAGCACACAGUUAAUGGAAAUCAUAAACGCUGAACUCCAUCAAAGCAUACCCAUUUUAUCCACUGAUUUGGCCAACCAGUCCAAUUAAUCUAAUCCUAUUACGGAUACUCUACCCCGACAAGUAAAAGUAAAAUUUUACGUGCACCAUUUAAAUUGUAUAUAAAUAUUUGACGGUAAUAAUAAUAAAUAAAACAGCUUAAUGGCCAACCAAAGUUACUUCAAAGUA
Drosophila grimshawi is the source of this 1955-nucleotide messenger RNA. Its product is annotated as bromodomain-containing protein DDB_G0280777. The coding region runs from base 147 to 1817 and encodes 556 amino acids. Lineage: Eukaryota; Metazoa; Arthropoda; Insecta; Diptera; Drosophilidae. The transcript is spliced from 3 exons. The record is from RefSeq and is a predicted model, not a curated record.